UUGUGAUUGUCCCGGUUAUUUUUUUUUUCAUUCAAAAUAGUUUUUCUUCCUUUCGUUUAUAAAUUGCUGUUUUAAUACAAUAAGAUCUACUAUUUUAAUUUUAAUUUUAAUAUGGAAGAACGCGGAGACGUAAUAGACAAAACAAAACAAAAAAUGAAUGACUGCCGUUUGUGUUUCAGUUCCACCAACGUCACAGUUUACAUAGGGCAGAAUGUUGACAAAAAUACAACAAUUAUUGAAAAAAUUCACUACUGUACUUCACUAGUCGUGAAAGUGGGUGAUAAUUUUCCUCAGAAUAUUUGUACAACUUGUGCUGAAACUCUAGAUUUAAUCUACAACUUUAAAAGUAAAGCAAUAGCAUGUGAUCUAGAAUUAUCAAAAAAUGUUCACAAAGACGUACACUUUACUUAUAUUCAACUAUCAGAUGAUCCUUUAAAUAUUACGUACAAGUUAGACUUGGAGGAACAAGAUUCUUCAAAUGAUUUAAUCGACAGUUGCUUGUACAACAUAGUUGAUGGCGAUGAACUAAAAAUAGAACCAGUCAAUGUUACUACUGUGUACAUAGAUGAGAAUGCAAGUACAGAUAAAGAAAUCGUGAAUAAUGACAGUAAAAAAUCAGAUGUUAUUACAAACAAUUUGAAUGGGAGUUUGAACAGCUAUCAAGGUUCAACAACUAAUAAUCAGAAAAAAAGUACAAUAGUUGAUCUCAAACGAAAUCCUGAUAAAUCUUUCUUUGACAAAGAAAAACGUAAAUCAAAAAAAAUAAAAACUGAAAAUGAUGUGGACAAUGAAAAACGAUUAGUUGUUGUUAAAAAUGGUAAAGUUGUAUAUAUUUGCGGUGAUUGUGGUUUUGAAGCAGAAUCAAUGGUGUUCCUACUUAAUCAUCAAGCUCGCGUUCAUUUAGAUAUGGGUAGUUUCAAGUGUACAGAGUGUCCAACUUAUUAUAAAACUUCCGGACAGCUGAAGCGACACAUUUCAAUGCAUCAUAGUGUUACUCAUAUUUGUAAAUAUUGUGAAAAAAGAUUUUCAAACAAACAAAGUCUUGAACGUCAUACCAAUUGCCAUCAUAAUGAAACUCCACUAGAGUUUCAAUGUGUGAAAUGCAAUGCUUAUUUUGAUACCAUGGACAAAAUGGAAGACCAUUUAGUAGUACACUAUACAAGUCCUUCAAGUACAUUUAGCUGUAAUCAUUGUGAUCGUACCUUCACUACAUAUGCGGCAAAAAAUAAACAUAUUGAUCUUGAGCACAUGAUUGAAAUUGAGUGUGGAAUUUGCCAUGUUGUUUUACCGACUAAAGAAGCUAUGGAUAAACACAAUAAUUCUGUACACCAACCUAAGAAAAAGGAAAAUAAAAUGUAUGAGUGCACUACAUGUGGAAAAUAUUUUUCUGGUAUUAAAGAAGUUUUAAAUCAUAGAGAAACACAUUUAUCCUAAAAGGUUUAUUUUUAAUAAUUUAUCAAGCUGACUAUUUUUAUUAUUAUAAUUUUGAUUUUUGUUGUAUGACAUGACUGAAUUUAUCAUUGUUUUUAUACUUAUUUAUUUGUGUAAAAUAAUACAUAAUGAAAUAAAAAUUAUUAAAUAUUAGAGUCAGUUAGUAAUUGUCUAACAGCAGAUAAAAAUAUUAAUAUUUGUUACAAAAUUGGCAUUCUAUUAGAUAUCUUUGUUUUUUAAUAAUAAUUUUACUGUU
Messenger RNA from Rhopalosiphum maidis (corn leaf aphid), 1687 nucleotides. Its product is annotated as zinc finger protein 286A-like. The transcript is spliced from 4 exons. Gene Ontology annotation, molecular function: zinc ion binding. Bases 112 to 1434 code for a protein of 440 amino acids. NCBI's taxonomy places the organism in Eukaryota, Metazoa, Arthropoda, Insecta, Hemiptera, Aphididae. Gene Ontology annotation, cellular component: nucleus. The record is from RefSeq and is a predicted model, not a curated record.